Molecule: messenger RNA, 2023 nt
Organism: Daphnia pulex (common water flea)
Lineage: Eukaryota; Metazoa; Arthropoda; Branchiopoda; Diplostraca; Daphniidae
Product: DNA-directed RNA polymerase II subunit RPB4-like
Exons: 3
Coding region: 487-1920 (477 amino acids)
Biological process (GO): nuclear-transcribed mRNA catabolic process, deadenylation-dependent decay; positive regulation of translational initiation; chromatin remodeling
Cellular component (GO): SAGA-type complex; P-body; nucleus
Molecular function (GO): nucleotide binding; translation initiation factor binding; transcription coactivator activity
Source: RefSeq, a predicted model, not a curated record
GUUUUUGGGUAAAUUCGUCUGCUCAAAUUGACGACGUCGAGUUGGGUAAUGGCGUUUAUUCAUUCUCUCUGCUGCUGCUGUUACAAUUUCCGGAAUUCUCUCCCGUCGACCAGCUGCGUGUGUCUACAUUAAUCAGCGUGCCGAGCUUUGACGUCAGACUUGAUCAGACUGUUACACUUGUUACUCUCUACCUGAGCUCCAAAAGUGCGUCUACACCGACGAGUUUGAUUGGUGCCCAUGGAAACUGACAGCCACAAAGUGUUUGCAGGUGACGUUUAGUGCCCAGAUCGCACUGGCCGGCCUUCAUUUCCGGGACUCAUCACGACGGGAAACUUUUGUCACCGAUAAAAGUCUAGGUCAAAUCCGGCUGGGAAAAACUGGUACAAAAUUGCCAAAUGAAUAUUUUUCGAAAAAUGAAAUUUUCAACGAAAAUCACAACAGCAAGUCUGGCAACGUCGUUACACUUUACUCUAAUAUCAUUUGAAAAUGGCGGCCGCCACAGAGAUCAGUGACGAAGAUGCCGCUGUUUUGCAGUUCCCAAAAGAAAUGUCGACUGAUGAACCAUGUGGAAAUGUGUGGCCGGCGACAGAUUGUUCCCAGACUCGAGUGUGUUUCAUUUGUCAGACCCCUCUGACUGGAGUUUACAUCAGGUGCGAGGAGUGUGUCAGAGUGGACUUGUGCCCAACGUGCUUUGCCAAGGGAAAGGAAAGCAAUCACCAUUUGAACAAUCACAGCUACAGGGUCAUACGAGAUGAUUUCUACCUCUUUGACAACUGGACUGCUCGGGAAGAACUCACUUUGCUGGAUCAGUUGUCUACGCAUGGGCCAUCAAAUUGGACGGAGGUUGCCAAACGCUCCAAAGCCAGUCCUGAAGAAUGUGCAAACCACUAUAACAAGUGGUACCUUGAAGACCCAGUGGAACCUCUACCAAGACCGAAAAGUCCAGAGAGACUGUACAGGCCUCAGCCUAUCGUCUACAGAACCGGAACUCACGACCCCCCUAGGCCUGUUCCUGGAUCAGUUUACCACAGAGACAUGGCCGGUUACUGUGCUGCUCGAGGAGAUUUCCAAGUGGAAGCCUUCCAGAAUGCAGAAUUUGACGUGGCGUCGUUACAGGAUGAAACGAAACCCGAUCCCGACGAAGAAAUCGACCAAGAGGCUUUAGAACUCGAACGUGCAUUGGCCGUGGCCGUGGUGCAAGUGUACAACGACAAGUUGCGCGAGAGAUUUCGAAAGAAACGUAUCGUCCAGGAACACGGGUUGAUCAAUUUUCAUCGUCAUUUGGCGGCUCGUUAUCGCUACGACUCUACGCUGACACAUCGCAUUUGUGAGCGUCUCUCGGUGUUUUCCCAGGUGUUCAAAUUUCAAGACCACUGCAGUCUCUUUGAAGGCUUGCACGGACAUGUCGAGUUGCGGCAGCGAAUCCAGCAGCUGCAAAGGUACCGCCACUUGGGGAUCAAGACUCUGGCGUCGGCCAAAAUCUACACGCAGCUUCAGGCUCGUCGUGAGAAGCACAUGAAGCAGUGGAAGCAGUUUUCGGCCAACCUUCACGUGGCGUUCCCCGUCCAGCAGCAGCACCAACAGUUGGUGACCUCAGCCCUGCUUCAAGGAAGCAACGGCAACGUUCUAGUCAGCCCGGCUGGCCCUUUCCCACAGCAGCGAAGGAGCGCACCGCCGCUGGACAUUGUCGGUCUGCCCGGUUACGACAAAUUGAACGAAGGCGAACGUCAGUUGUGCUCCGUUUCACGUCUCGUUCCCGAGUCGUACAUGGAAUUUCGAAACAUUCUCAUCGCCGAGUGCCGCAACCGCAAAGGCAUUCGGCUGGCUCAGGCCAGGACGUUGAUCAAGAUUGAUGUGAACAAGACGCGCAAGAUCUUUGAUUUCCUCCUAGAAGAGAAACUAAUCUACUUCCCCGCUUGAUUUAUGGCACCACUUGUUAUAAUAAUGUUUUGUACAGGGGGCAGAGAGACUGAGAGAGAGAGGGGAAGAGGAGAUGAGCAAUAAACUUGCGUUAUACAGUCAA